GACAUAUUCCCAUUCAUUAAACCGGAAGUGACUGAAUUUUUUAAAAUGGCAGAAAGACAUCGGUUUGAAAAUGUGGACCUUUCUUGUCUUACAUCGUCAACGUUUAGUAUCACAUCACUUACUUUGUACGUAAUCAUGAUCAUUGUGACAAUAUUUGGAAAUAUAUUAAUUAUAGUUAGCAUAUAUAAGUAUCCAAAACAGUUUAAAGGCAGUUUAUAUAUGUUAAUAGGAAAUCUAGCAGCAGCUGACCUGCUGCUAGGUAUAUGGUUGCUCGUCUUUCUACUCGAGACAAUGAUUCCAGAUAUAAAAGAAAAUUGGCAUUAUUGUAUAGUAAAACCGAUCGGAAUAAUCAUACCUUAUGGCUGUUCAAUUAUGUGCCUUCUCGGAAUAUCGUUUGAUCGUUUCAUGGCUGUAUUAUUUCCGCUGAAGCAUCUUUUAAAAACGAACAGACGAAAAUUAUUUAUUGUUUACCUCGGAGGAAUGUGGCUGAUAGCCAUACUGGCCGGGGGUUUACCGAUCAUUUUACAGAACCUAAAACCACCAAACACCACGUUUUUAUGUUAUAUUGGAACAAAUCUACCACAGGAAUUCGAACUUAUUCCUCCUAUAUUGAUUUUUGUGACAGGAAUUAUAGAUUUCAUUCUUUAUGGAGCUGUUAUAUGGAAGAUAAAAACAAACAAAAUACCUGGCAACAGCGUUACCCGAAAGAAAAAUACUAAAACAAUUUUAAUGAUUAUUGUUUUAGUGCUCUUUGUUAUUUGUUGGAUGCCGUUUAUCAUUUGUUCACUAAUGACGCAGGCUGAUAUUUCCAUUUCAACAUUACAAAACAUAAUUUGUGCAAAAGAAUACCUUGCAAAGCUUGGACUCUCUAACUCCGCCAUGAACUGGGUACUUUAUGGUCUUGCAAACAAAAAGUUUCGUAUUGCGUUUAGGACACUUCUUUGUUACAGUGGGUGUUGCACAAGUACCCAACAAGCCUUGCCUUCAACAAGGAGUGUGGUAAAUAAGCACAAUGAAAACUUUGAUGGUUUGGCUGAAACAGAAGUCGCAAACAAAAGGACAGGCCAAUGAAAAAGAAAUCUAAAAACGAUACUAAAAAUUAAGUUCUGAAACUUUUUGGUGAUUC
Molecule: messenger RNA, 1126 nt
Organism: Ruditapes philippinarum (Manila clam)
Lineage: Eukaryota; Metazoa; Mollusca; Bivalvia; Venerida; Veneridae
Product: 5-hydroxytryptamine receptor 1-like
Exons: 1
Coding region: 46-1071 (341 amino acids)
Biological process (GO): G protein-coupled receptor signaling pathway
Cellular component (GO): membrane
Molecular function (GO): G protein-coupled receptor activity
Source: RefSeq, a predicted model, not a curated record